Messenger RNA from Glycine soja, 2080 nucleotides. Its product is annotated as heat shock factor protein HSF8-like. The coding region runs from base 232 to 1764 and encodes 510 amino acids. The record is from RefSeq and is a predicted model, not a curated record. NCBI's taxonomy places the organism in Eukaryota, Viridiplantae, Streptophyta, Magnoliopsida, Fabales, Fabaceae. Gene Ontology annotation, biological process: regulation of transcription by RNA polymerase II. Gene Ontology annotation, molecular function: RNA polymerase II cis-regulatory region sequence-specific DNA binding; DNA-binding transcription factor activity. The transcript has 2 exons. Gene Ontology annotation, cellular component: nucleus.
ACAUAGUUUUCUUUUUUUUUUAAAGGCAUAUCGUACGGUCGCAAUUCCCACCCAGAUAUAAAUAAAAGGCCAUUUUGAAUCAUGACCCUGUCUUUCACUACUCCCCAUCUGUUAAAUUUCGAACACUAGGGUUCAAUUUUCUCCAACAAUGACCCUCACUCUAUUCCUCUGACUUCCCAUAGACCACAAUACACUCACCCCAGGCAAAAAAUUUCGUUUCAAAAUUGUGAUAUGGACGGAAGAGCGAGCAGCAGCGUGGGCGGAGAAGCAUCGCCAGCUCCAGCACCGGUGCCGAUAACGAAUGCGAACGCGCCGCCGCCUUUCUUGAGCAAGACAUACGAGAUGGUAGAGGACCCUUCGACGGACUCGAUAGUGUCGUGGAGUCCAACGAACAACAGUUUCGUGGUUUGGAACCCUCCCGAGUUCGCCAGAGAUCUCUUGCCCAAACACUUCAAGCACAACAACUUCUCCAGCUUCGUUCGCCAAUUAAACACCUACGGAUUUAGGAAGGUAGAUCCAGAUCGCUGGGAAUUUGCAAAUGAGGGAUUUUUGAGGGGUCAAAAGCACUUGCUUAAGACUAUAACUCGGCGGAAACCUGCCCAUGGUCAUAAUCAACAGGCACAGCAAGCACAUGGACAGAGUUCAUCUGUUGGGGCUUGUGUUGAAGUUGGGAAGUUUGGACUUGAGGAAGAGGUUGAGAUUCUCAAGAGAGAUAAGAAUGUGCUCAUGCAAGAGCUUGUGAGAUUGAGGCAGCAGCAACAGGCUACUGAUAACCAGCUGCAGAGUAUGGUUCAGCGCCUUCAAGGAAUGGAGCAACGACAGCAACAAAUGAUGUCAUUCCUUGCAAAGGCUGUUCAGAGUCCUGGUUUUUUAGCUCAAUUUGUACAACAGCAAAAUGAGAGUAGUAGACGCAUAACGGAGGCAAAUAAAAAACGCCGGCUUAAGCAGGAGGGUAUUGGUGAAAUGGAACAUACUGCUGCUUCUGAUGGCCAAAUUGUUAAAUAUCAACCUCUGAUAAAUGAAGCAGCAAAAGCAAUGCUGAGGCAAAUGAUGAAAUUGGAUACUUCUCGACUAGAAUCUUUUAGUAAUAACGCUGAUAAUUACUUGAUUGGUGAUCAUUCAUCAUCAUCCGGUGCAACGGACAGGGGAAACUCUUUGAGCCGGACUUCUGGAGUAACACUUCAAGUGGUCCCUCUGACUACAAUCCAGUCUUCUCACAUUCCAUCUGCAACAGGGAUAGGGGAUGACCCUUCAACAGGAAAAUCUGAGAUUCUAUCUACUCCUCAAGUUGUAGCCUGUGAUGAAGUUACGAAAGCUCAGUACUCUAAUGUAAAUGUUUCGGUUGGAGAAUCUAAUGCACCUGCUAUCCCUGUUACUCAAACAGAUGAAAUCAUGCGGGACCUCUCUACAAUACCAGACAUAGUGGCAGGAAAUAUUCUUGAUAUUCCUCAAGAAAAUUAUAUGGCACCUGAGACAGGCGGUGAAGGAUAUAUGGAUCCUACUUCAUUUGGAGUGAAUGUGUCAUUGCCCAUUGAUUUUGAUAGUAUUUCACCUGAAGCAGACAUUGAUGAUUUGUUGAACAAUCCUCACUUUUGGGAUGAUAUUUUGCGAACUCCAGUGUCAGAGGAGAUUGAUACGAAUGAUGCUGAAGUAUUCAAGGAGAAUGAGGUGCAGCCAAUGGAAAAUGGAUUGGACAAAUCACAAAAUAUGGACCAACUUACUGAGCAGAUGGGCCUACUUUCUUCUGAUGCCAAAAGAAUUUGAGUGUAUUAUGAAAGUGUACAUUAUUAAUAUUUCAUAUUGUGCAAGGUAACCUUAGCCUAGACAAUGGGUUAUGUUGUUUUAGCUAAUUACACCUCCAAUUGCUCACUCAGGACUCACAUGCUUUUUUGUUUGGUCUGGUUUAGUUUGUGCAUAUGAGACCGAACCUAAUUGCUUUUGUAGAUUUACGUUCAUUUUUCCUUAGACCCGUACCUGGUUCUGUUCUAUUGUCAUCCCUUAAUGUAAGUAAGGUUCUAAGAGGCUAGCUUAUUGAUGUGAAGCGUCUUAGAAAUGUGUAAUUUUUUAAAAGUCAUAUCAA